AUGGCGGUGGGAACCACACCCCCACCCACGGCCCCGCCCACGGCCCACUCACAGCCACACUCCACCCACGGCCCCGCCCACAUCCCCGUCUACCACGGCCCACUCACAGCCACACCCCCACCUACGGCCCCGCCCACGGCCCACUCACAGCCACACCCCCACCCACGGCCCCGCCCACAUCCCCGUCCACGGCCCACUCACAGCCACACCCCCACCCACGGCCCCGCCCACGGCCCACUCACAGCCACACCCCCACCCACGGCCCCGCCCACGGCCCACUCACAGCCACACUCCACCCACGGCCCCGCCCACAUCCCCGUCUACCACGGCCCACUCACAGCCACACCCCCACCUACGGCCCCGCCCACGGCCCACUCACAGCCACACCCCCACCCACGGCCCCGCCCACAUCCCCGUCCACGGCCCACUCACAGCCACACCCCCGCCCACGGCCCCGCCCACGGCCCACUCACAGCCACACCCCACCUACGGCCCCGCCCACUCACAGCCACACCCCCACCCACGGCCCCGCCCACGGCCCACUCACAGCCACACUCCACCCACGGCCCCGCCCACAUCCCCGUCUACCACGGCCCACUCACAGCCACACCCCACCUACGGCCCCGCCCACGGCCCACUCACAGCCACACCCCCACCCACGGCCCCGCCCACAUCCCCGUCCACGGCCCACUCACAGCCACACCCCCACCCACGGCCCCGCCCACGGCCCACUCACAGCCACACCCCCACCCACGGCCCACUCACAGCCACACCCCCACCCACGGCCCACUCACAGCCACACCCCCACCCACGGCCCCGCCCACGGCCCCGCCCGCCUCUUCCCCGCCCGAGGCCGCCUGGCACCCACGUCUACGUGCAGGGUCCUUCUUGGGCCACACAGUGACCCCCGAGGAGCGGAGGGAAAAGCGCGGCCGGGUGCCCAGAUGCGCGCACGAGCCGAGCACGUUUCCCCGCGUCCCUCAGCGUUGGGCCGCGGACGGCGUCGCAGCCAAUGGGAGGCCCAGGGGCGGGGCCAGCGGCGCGGGGCGUCCGAGCGCCGGCGAGGAGGUAAACAGGCCGCGAGCUCGUGCGGCCCGGGCUGAGGUGAGCGCGCGGCUGGCGGCGCGCGCGGAGGCGACCCGGACUCCCCGCUUCUGCGGCGGGGUAAGGCUGCCCGCGGGGCCGCGGGGUCUUGCGGGGUGCCCGGCGUCCCCGCGGGCGUCCCUCCCCUCCAGGCGUGCUGCGGCUCCGGGCCGCGCCGGUGGCGGGGACCCGCCGCUGCUUCGUUCCUCUUCCUUGGCCCCGCGCGGCCCGUCCCUCGUGGGCGCCCGGGCCCGGCCGUCCCUGCGCCCCCGCAGGGCCGCGGCCGGGGCUCCGGGGGCCGCCCCGGGCGGAGAGCGCUGCCCCGAGGCGAGGCCGCCGGGCACGGCCCCCGAGGCGAGGCCGCCCAGGCGGAAAGCGCUGCCCCGAGGCGAGGCCGCCGGGCACGGCCCCCGAGGCGAGGCCGCCCAGGCGGAAAGCGCUGCCCCGAGGCGAGGCCGCCGGGCACGGCCCCCGAGGCGAGGCCGCCCGGCGAGGACAGCGCUGCCCCGAGGCGAGGCCGCCGGGCACGGCCCCCGAGGCGAGGCCGCCCCGGCGGAGAGCGCUGCCCCGAGGCGAGGCCGCCGGGCACGGCCCCGAGGCGAGGCCGCCCAGGUGGAGAGCGCUGCCCCGAGGCGAGGCCGCCGGGCACGGCCCCCGAGGCGAGGCCGCCGGGCACGGCCCCCGAGGCGAGGCCGCCCGGGGAGGACAGCGCUGCCCCGAGGCGAGGCCGCCGGGCACGGCCCCCGAGGCGAGGCCGCCCGGGCGGAGAGCGCUGCCCCGAGGCGAGGCCGCCCGGGCGGAGAGCGCUGCCCCGAGGCGAGGCCGCCCGGGCGGAGAGCGCUGCCCCGAGGCGAGGCCGCCCGGGGAGGACAGCGCUGCCCCGAGGCGAGGCCGCCGGCACGGCCCCCGAGGCGAGGCCGCCGGGCACGGCCCGGGGAGGCUCGCGGAGCUGCCGGCGCCGCGGGCGCGGGAAGCUCAGGAGGGCCGUGCAGACGCACGCCCGCCCGCCCGCCGCGGCCACCGGCGCGGCUCCCGGGACGCAGCCCGCCGGGCAGCCGGGCGCCCGCGAGCCCGCGCCUGGCCUGGAAGACGCAGGCCCGUGGGUGCGGGGCAGCGACCCAGCCCGGCACCCGCAGCCCCGCGCCGCAGCACCGACACGCGUGA
Messenger RNA from Dipodomys spectabilis (banner-tailed kangaroo rat), 2247 nucleotides. Its product is annotated as basic proline-rich protein-like. Bases 1 to 2247 code for a protein of 748 amino acids. The transcript is spliced from 3 exons. NCBI's taxonomy places the organism in Eukaryota, Metazoa, Chordata, Mammalia, Rodentia, Heteromyidae. The record is from RefSeq and is a predicted model, not a curated record.